GACAUACUAUGUAAAUACAGUCUACGGAACGAUCCCAGAGACCAGCGUACACCGCAUUGAGAUACCAGUGAGGUGCGAAAUGGAAACCAAUGAGACCCUUGGGUUUCAGUUUCACCCUAAAGUCACAGAUGUGGUCUCCCAGGGUCACUAUAGCGUCUCCCUGAAGCUCUAUCAGAACAGCGACUUUACAGACCUGAUUACCACGUAUCCUUAUGCGGUUGACAUCCAUGGGCGUCUACACGUGGAGUUCAAAGUGGAUUCAUAUGAAACAGAGCUACAGAUAAUGGCAGAAAACUGCAGGGCUUCCCCGUCACUGGAGGAUACAGAGCAGACAUACAAUCUCAUCCAGCACGGGUGUUCCCGUGACUCUACCUUGCAGACUCACCCAGUCUCAGACCACAGGCUACAACGCUUCAGUGUCCAUGUAUUUAGGUUUAAUGACUUCCAGGAGGUUUAUCUGUCCUGCAACGUCAUCAUCUGUCACAACGAAACUUCUCCAAACCGCUGUACACAAGGCUGCAACAUGCGGAGACACCGACGUGAUACCCACAGCUCUGACAGGCAGCUAAACUCGGCCAGGCUGUCUCAGGGGCCUAUUCUGUUUAAGUCUGGUCAACUCCAGGCGGAUCAUACUGUCCCAUCCUCCGUGCUUGUGGCUGUGGUUGGUGUUAUGGGCUUCUUGUCUGUUCUGGGGCUGGUGAUCCAGAAACAUCAUUAUAGGAGACACAACUAUACCCUGCUGGGAAACGGAAGCCACCAACAGUAAAACAGGACAGAAAAUCAGCAGACGUGGACGUUAAAUCGAGUUUUCACAGUAGCUAUUGUGCUGAUACGCAUAAUGUACUAAGCGUCUUUAUAUCGCUACACUUUUGGUUACUUUAGGUUACCAGUUCUGCUAUGUUUAGUACCACCUUGUUUAA
Messenger RNA from Pseudophryne corroboree (corroboree frog), 920 nucleotides. Its product is annotated as CUB and zona pellucida-like domain-containing protein 1. NCBI's taxonomy places the organism in Eukaryota, Metazoa, Chordata, Amphibia, Anura, Myobatrachidae. The transcript has 3 exons. The coding region runs from base 80 to 766 and encodes 228 amino acids. Gene Ontology annotation, cellular component: cell surface. The record is from RefSeq and is a predicted model, not a curated record.